GCUUUGUUUUGUUUUGCCUUUUUAAGUUUUCGUUGUUUGAAAUCCGGAUAACCAAGUGACAGAUUUCUCUCUUUCUCAUGGGUUGUAAUUGAAUGGAAGCUUUUGAAAUCCUGCAAAUGGAAGGCAAUACACAAAGCAAAUUUAACAGCGUCUGUGUCUUCUGCGGGAGCAGCGCUGGCAAUAGAAAAGUCUACAGCGAUGCUGCUCUUGAAUUGGGAAAUGAACUGGUGAAGCGGAGGAUAGAUUUGGUAUAUGGAGGAGGCAGUAUUGGGUUGAUGGGUUUGAUUUCUCAGAGAGUUCACGAUGGAGGUUGCCAUGUUCUUGGGGUCAUUCCAGUAGCACUUAUGCCUAUUGAGAUAUCUGGAGAAACAGUGGGAGAAGUGAGAACUGUUUCAGACAUGCAUGAGCGUAAAGCUGAGAUGGCUCGACAAGCUGAUGCAUUUAUUGCUCUUCCUGGAGGGUAUGGAACCAUGGAAGAAUUGCUGGAGAUGAUAACAUGGGCACAGCUUGGAAUUCACAAUAAAACAAUUGGCUUAUUAAAUGUUGAUGGCUACUACAAUUCUUUGCUUGCAUUAUUUGAUAAUGGUGUUCAGGAAGGUUUCAUUAAACCAGCUGCUCGGCAUAUAAUUGUAUCAGCUCCUACUGCAAAAGAACUACUUGAAAGAAUGGAGCAAUAUAUUCCAACCUACGAACAUGUUGCGCCACAUAACAGUUGGCAGAUGGAGCAACUGAGUGGAUACUCUAGGCCACUAGAUCCACCUUGACAUUAUUCUUUGUGGGUGAUCUUUUCUAUUAACUGUUUUGAUGUCAUUCUUUUUUGUUCAAUUUUUGUAUAAGAAUU
Molecule: messenger RNA, 841 nt
Organism: Telopea speciosissima
Lineage: Eukaryota; Viridiplantae; Streptophyta; Magnoliopsida; Proteales; Proteaceae
Product: cytokinin riboside 5'-monophosphate phosphoribohydrolase LOG8-like
Exons: 7
Coding region: 93-764 (223 amino acids)
Biological process (GO): cytokinin biosynthetic process
Cellular component (GO): cytosol; nucleus
Molecular function (GO): hydrolase activity, hydrolyzing N-glycosyl compounds
Source: RefSeq, a predicted model, not a curated record